GUCCACGGUUUAUUCGUCAUUGCUCUCUCUCUCUCUCUCUUCUUUACAAUUUCUCCGGCGACCUGCUUCGGGCCGGCGACUCUCUCUCCCUCUCUCUCGCGGGGCGCUUGGUUUCUAUUACGGUGGAGGCGAGAAUCUGUUGCAGACGGAAGUCGAUUUCUCGUGAUUCUAAGGGAGAAACUUCACGGGGAAUUCGGCGGGGUUGAAAUUUCCGGGCGGCUGUUGGGGGACUAGUUUUGUUUCGUGUUCGUGGCAGAUCUUCCUGCAUAUUUUCAGUGACACAAACUGACACAAACGGAGGGUGGCUUAUUGUUUGAACAAUUACUGGACGCGGUGGCUCUCAGUGGGAAAACCGCUUACUUCUCAGCACAUACUAAAAAGUUUGCAUUUUUAGCUGCAUGAGCGUCAUGGUUUCACAAUCGUGUACGAAUCUUUUAGGUUUGGUUACUGGGGAUCUAUUAAAUUAUCCCCAGCCAGUGCCACGUCCUCUUCCUCGUGUGAUGACAGUCCCAGGGAUUAUAUCAGACUUUGAUGAUGUUGAUGAUCGGAAUAAUGGGGCAUUGGAGGCCCUGUCUUCUCCUUGUCCGGAAAGGAAAAUCAUCGUAGCUAAUCAACUUCCUCUGCAUGCGCAGUUUGAUGAAUCCAGUAGAACAUGGAACUUCAGUUGGGAUGAGGAUUCAAUUCUUCUUCAACUGAAGGAUGGUUUCCCCUCCGAUGUUGAGGUUAUUUAUAUUGGCUGCCUCAAGGCUGACAUAGAUCCAAGCGAGCAGGAUGAGAUUGGCCAAAGGCUUCUGGAUAAUUUCAAAUGCGUCCCAACAUUCCUGCCAUCGGACCUUGAGACAAAGUUUUACCAUGGCUUUUGCAAGCAGCAGCUGUGGCCUCUUUUCCAUUAUAUGCUACCAUUAUGUCCAGACCAUGGCGAACGCUUUGAUCGGUCUCACUGGCAAGCUUAUGUGUCUGCUAAUAAGAAGUUUGCCGACAAGGUUGUAGAGGUGAUUAAUCCUGACGAAGACUAUGUUUGGGUUCAUGAUUAUCAUCUCAUGAUUCUCCCUACCUUUUUGAGGAAACGUUUUCAUAGAGUGAAGCUGGGCUUUUUCCUUCACAGUCCGUUUCCAUCAUCAGAGAUUUACAGGACACUGCCUGUUCGUGAUGAAAUUUUGAGGUCAUUGCUGAACUCAGACCUGAUUGGAUUCCACACAUUCGACUAUGCUCGGCAUUUCCUGUCCUGUUGCAGUAGAAUGCUGGGCCUCGAUUAUGAAUCUAAACGAGGCUACAUUGGUCUGGAGUACUAUGGUCGCACGGUGAGCAUUAAAAUUCUCCCUGUGGGAGUCCACAUGGGCCAGCUUGAGUCUUUACUUGACCUUCCUGAGACAUCUUCCAAAAUCAAAGAGAUUCAGGAGCAGUUUAAAGGAAAGACUUUGAUUCUGGGCGUAGAUGACAUGGAUAUCUUCAAAGGCAUUAGUUUGAAGCUACUGGCAAUGGAACAAUUGCUGGAGCAACAUUCUGACCUCAGAGGGAAAUUAGUCCUGGUUCAGAUUGCCAACCCUGCCAGGAGCUCAGGGAAAGAUGUUUAUGAAGCAAAGAAUGAAACAAGUUUGAUUGCAGAGAGGGUCAAUGAGAAGUACGGCUAUCCUGGUUAUGAGCCUGUGGUAUUGAUUGAUAAGUCCAUACCACUCUAUGAAAAGAUCGCUUUCUUUGUUGUUGCAGAGUGUUGUGUGGUGAAUGCAGUGAGGGACGGGAUGAAUUUGGUUCCAUACACAUAUGUUGUCUGCAGGCAGGGCACAGCAGAGUUGGACAGAGCCAUGGGUAUUCCUCCUGGGACCAGAAAGGAGAGCAUGCUUGUUGUUUCUGAAUUCAUUGGUUGCUCACCAUCUCUGAGCGGAGCAAUCCGGGUGAACCCGUGGAAUAUUGAUGCUGUUGCUGAUGCCGUGAAGACAGCCAUAUCUAUGGGUGAUACUGAGAAACAUUUGCGACAUGACAAGCACUACAGAUACGUCAGCUCGCAUAAUGUGGCUUAUUGGGCCCGUAGCUUUGAUCAGGACUUGGAAAGAGCAUGCAGAGAUCACUUCACUAAGAGGUGCUGGGGGAUUGGCUUCGGUUUAGGCUUUAGAAUUGUCGCGCUGAGUCCCAAUUUCAGGAAGCUCUCCGUUGAUCACAUUGUUUCUGCAUACAGACGAACCAGUAGAAGGGCCAUAUUUUUGGAUUACGAUGGCACUAUGAUGCCUCAUACUUCCAUCAAUAAAACCCCGAGUGCUGAAGUAAUAUCACUUCUUAAUAGCUUGUGCAAUGAUCCUAGCAAUACUGUGUUCAUUGUAAGUGGAAGAGGGCGCGAUUCUUUGGGUGAUUGGUUCUCUCCUUGUGCUUCUUUGGGCAUUGCUGCAGAGCAUGGAUACUUUGUCAGAUGGCACAAAGAUUGGGAGUGGGAAUCGCCUUCUAUAGCUGCUGAUUUUGAUUGGAAACAAAUUGCUGAACCUGUAAUGAGGGUGUACACAGAGGCAACGGACGGCUCUUCAAUGGAAAUUAAGGAGAGUGCGUUGGUUUGGCACCACCAAGAUGCUGAUCCUGAUUUUGGUUCUUGCCAAGCCAAGGAAUUGCUAGACCAUCUUGAAAGUGUUCUUGCAAACGAACCUGUGAUGGUUAAAAGAGGCCAGUUCAUUGUUGAAGUGAAGCCACAGGGUGUAAGCAAAGGCCUUGUCACCGAGCUUAUUCUUUCCACAAUGUCGAACAGUGGGGAAACGCCAGACUUUGUGAUGUGCAUUGGGGAUGAUCGAUCGGAUGAAGACAUGUUUGAGAGCAUUGCAUCUGCUGUUCCCACAGCAAGAGACCUUUUUGCGUGUACAGUUGGUCAGAAGCCAAGCAAAGCAAAAUACUAUCUCGAUGAUACGGUACAGGUCAUAAAACUGCUCCAUGGUCUUGCUGCUGCAUCGGCGCAAUCACCAAAACGGCCAUCCCUUCAGGUUUCAUUUGAGAGCGCUGCUUGAUGCCAGGUCCAGCAGCACUGGUAUACAUAAUAGAACUGACAGCGUAUUCGGGGAUGAUAGCGUUUGUUAGCUCCAUUUUGGAAUACAUGAAGGGGCUAACCUACAAAAUUUAAACAUACAUCUGGUGGGGCUGUUCCAUUUGCCAAGGUUUGACAUGGUGGAGGAGCCCAAGUUUUGAUAGCUCCAUUUUGGGUGUUUCCCUGGUGAAAGGAAACCGAUGAUUGUUUACUUGGGGGUUUGGAUGUCAACAAGGGAUGGUGAAGGAAAAUUUAGAUGAAAAGAAAAGAAGUUAGCACAAUAGUGUUUGAUUGCCAAAGUUUACAAGUUGUGAUUAUCGUUUCAUAGUUUUUUAUGGCUUCAUUGAUUUGUAUAGACUUUUAUUUUUCAAAAAUAUAUAAAAUUUAGCUCUCUCUCUCUCUCUC
Molecule: messenger RNA, 3403 nt
Organism: Nymphaea colorata (pocket water lily)
Lineage: Eukaryota; Viridiplantae; Streptophyta; Magnoliopsida; Nymphaeales; Nymphaeaceae
Product: probable alpha,alpha-trehalose-phosphate synthase [UDP-forming] 9
Exons: 4
Coding region: 399-2981 (860 amino acids)
Biological process (GO): trehalose biosynthetic process
Cellular component (GO): cytosol
Molecular function (GO): catalytic activity
Source: RefSeq, a predicted model, not a curated record